Molecule: messenger RNA, 671 nt
Organism: Heterotrigona itama
Lineage: Eukaryota; Metazoa; Arthropoda; Insecta; Hymenoptera; Apidae
Source: the annotation of a GenBank genome assembly
AUGGCGAAAUUGAAACACACGAUUUGGAAUGUUUCUUCAAAUUUUGUUGCAAAUCGAUAUUUCUCACGUUUAUUAACGUAAGUUUUCAACUAAAAUUUUUUAUUAAUUUAUGUUGCAUUUAUUUUUGAACUUUUUUUCCAACGGAACAAUUUCAAUUUGCUUCUAAAAUAUGAGAUUCAGAAGAAACCAAAUUUAACAGUAAAUGUGAAUUUAUACUAUACACUUUCUAACAAUGUUAUUUUGCAAUGAACUGGAAAUGAAUUUUUGCCCAUAGUUCUCAGUGGUACAAUGUGUCUACAGAUUCAUUACUAAAUAAAACAAUAACAGAAAAUAUACCAGAUUCCAAAAGUGAUAUCAUCAUUACAGAUAGUUGUGUUCAACGUUUAAAGGAAAUUACAAAUAAUGAUGCUUAUUUAAGAGUUACAGUAGAAGGUGGAGGUUGUUCUGGUUUUCAAUAUAAAUUUGACUUGGAUACAAAUAUAAAUGAAAAUGAUAAAAUAUUUCAAAAAGAUGGUGCGAAAGUAGUUAUAGAUACAACAUCUUUAGAAUAUAUUAAAGGAUCAACAAUAGAGUAUCAUACAGAAUUGAUACGUUCCGCAUUUAGAAUAAUUAAUAAUCCUUUAGCUGAACAAGGUUGCAGUUGUGGUGCUAGUUUUUCUAUUAAAAUAUAA